Molecule: messenger RNA, 1982 nt
Organism: Colletes gigas
Lineage: Eukaryota; Metazoa; Arthropoda; Insecta; Hymenoptera; Colletidae
Gene: LeuRS-m
Product: probable leucine--tRNA ligase, mitochondrial
Exons: 5
Coding region: 27-1982 (651 amino acids)
Biological process (GO): leucyl-tRNA aminoacylation; mitochondrial translation
Cellular component (GO): mitochondrion
Molecular function (GO): ATP binding; leucine-tRNA ligase activity; aminoacyl-tRNA deacylase activity
Source: RefSeq, a predicted model, not a curated record
AAAUAUUUAAAUAAUUAACAUUAAUAAUGAAGUUUACAGAAUCAUUCUGCAGAAAUCUAGUUCCAUGUUAUAAGAAUCAUAUUCUUAUUAAUUAUAUCAUUAACCGAUGCGCUUCAACCGGUGUAAAUUUCUUCUCGAAUGUAGAACCUACACAUUCUGUGAAAAUAGAAAUAGAAAAAUAUUGGAGGGAUAAAAUUAAUUUGUACACAUAUGAUGAAUUUGAUAUUGCGAAAGAAAAAUUUUAUGUGCUUUCGAUGUUUCCCUAUCCCUCUGGAGUACUUCAUAUGGGUCAUGUAAGAGUGUAUACAAUAAGCGAUACUGUUGCUCGCUUUUACAGAAUGAAAGGAUAUAAUGUUCUUCAUCCAAUGGGUUGGGAUGCGUUUGGAUUACCUGCCGAAAAUGCUGCAAUUGAGAAACAAAUUGAUCCUUCACAAUGGACGACUGACAAUAUUGAAGUAAUGCGAAAUCAAUUAACCUUGUUGAAUUAUAAUUUUGACUGGAACAGAGAAUUUGUAACAAGCGAUCCAGAAUAUUACAGAUGGACGCAAGAGUUAUUUUUGAAACUGUUUGAAAAAGAUUUGGUUUAUAAGAAAGAAUCAUUUGUUAAUUGGGAUCCGGUCGAUCAAACUGUAUUAGCGGAUGAACAAGUCGAUGCAAAUAAUUAUUCUUGGAGAUCGGGUGUAAAAGUAGAAAAAAAAUUGUUGAAUCAAUGGUUCAUUAAAACGACACCAUUUGCAAAGUCACUGUUAGAAGGUUUAAAUGAUCCAACGUUAAAAGAAUGGAGAGACAUUAUAAAAAUUCAAAAAAAUUGGCUAGGUGAAUGUAACGGUACUAGUUUUGAAUUACAAUUAAUAUCGAAUAUUCCAAAUUAUCCAAAGACGAUAAAUGUUUGGACAGAUACUCCAGAAUUUAUCGAGUAUGCUAAGUUUGUUGCAGUAUCGCCAAAAAGCAUGUUAAACUAUUCCGAGUAUUGUCAAGACGUAAACGAAGAAAUUCAAAUAUUGGAUGCUAAAGCAUUAAAUCCAUUCAAUGGAGAAGAAUUGCCAGUAUUUGUAACAGAUAAUGUUACAUUUGAACCUUUCAGAGAUACAUAUAUUGGUAUACCUUCUGCUUCGAUGAGUGAUUAUACAUUCUCCGAAACAGUUGGAAUUGAAUUUCUACGGCAUUCGAUAAAAAAUUACGAACAACAACAAGAAAAACUGUCAGAGGUAUUAUCUAAAGCAAGAAAAUGGAAUAUUGGUGGAUAUCGAGUUGGUUCAAGGCUGCAAGAUUGGCUAAUAUCUAGACAAAGAUAUUGGGGUACACCGAUUCCAAUUAUUCAUUGUUCGCACUGUGGAGCUCAACCGGUACCACGCAAUCAGCUUCCAGUUGUUUUACCAAAGAUUACAUUCUCACAUAAAAGAUGUACAUUGCUCGAUUCUAAAGAUUGGUUAAAUACAUCUUGUCCUAAAUGCGGGGGGCAGGCAACUAGAGAAUCAGAUACAAUGGAUACAUUUGUAGAUAGUUCAUGGUAUUUUUUGAGAUACAUUGAUCCAGAAAAUACAAAAGAAAUGUUUGAUAUUGAUAAAGUAAAAGAAAUAUUUCCCGUUGACCUUUAUGUAGGUGGAAAAGAACAUGCUACGUUGCAUUUAUAUUAUGCUAGAUUUAUAAGUCACUUCUUACAUUCGGAAGGACUAUUGCCUAGUAAAGAACCAUUUAAGCAAUUACUUGUACAGGGUAUGGUAAUGGGUAAAACCUUCCAAAUACAGAGUACAGGGAAAUAUUUGAAGGCUGAUGAAGUAGAAAAAAAGGGAGAACAAUAUAUACAAAAGGAUACCAAGAUACCUGUAGUCGUCUCAUGGGAAAAAAUGUCUAAAUCAAAAUAUAAUGGCAUCAAUCCUCUUGAAUUAAUAGACAAAUAUGGAAUUGAUACAACUAGAUUGUUAAUAUUAGGUGAUGUAGCACCAACUUCAAAUAGAAAUUGGAGCGAUGACAGUAAGUGA